AUGUCUGAAUCAGAGAAUAGCUUUUUUAAAAACUACACCAAGCCUCGUCCAAAUCUUGUACAGUUCAUCAAUUUCUUUAACUGUGUUGUGGGAGAUCAAAGGAAUGCCAAUUCACGAUUGAACUACUUGGAUUACUCAACUAUUCCUGAUUUGUCAUCCCAAUUGCCUAUUGAGAAGCAUGCAUCUACAAUCUACAUUGAUUCUAUUUUCAAACAUGUACAACAGGAAAUAAGUAUGGUAUGUGAGAUUGUUUCUAUAACUGUUGAGGAUAACAUCAAGAUGCAUAAGGUCAAGGACCAAUAUGGUAGAACAUGGGAUGUUAAGUAUGAUUGUAAGCAAGACACAUUCGACUAUUUGGAUGAAAAACAGGAAGUUAAGAAAAAGUUUUUCUCCAACUUUUAUCGAUUAGUCCAAAAGUCUGAGGGGAGUAUGGAUCAUCUGUCUUUGUUUUGUGCUGGUCUUGAUGAUUUGGAAGAGCAUAUAUUUGGAAAUUUACCUGAUGUAAAUCCUCCAAACGUUGUUAGUACCAAAGGAUCAGCUAGUGACAGGGUAUCAAAGAGGGAGAGUGCAAUAAAGAAAGCAAAUAAGCCUCUACGACGGUGUGGUAAAUGUCAUGAGAUGGGUCGUCAUGAUUCAAGAAAUUGUGGUAGAGUCAAUGAGAAGACAGAUUGA
This is a messenger RNA of Salvia splendens (bonfire salvia), 672 nucleotides long. RefSeq lists its product as uncharacterized. Gene Ontology annotation, biological process: regulation of DNA-templated transcription. The coding region runs from base 1 to 672 and encodes 223 amino acids. The record is from RefSeq and is a predicted model, not a curated record. The transcript has 3 exons. Lineage: Eukaryota; Viridiplantae; Streptophyta; Magnoliopsida; Lamiales; Lamiaceae.